This is a messenger RNA of Ochotona princeps (American pika), 8639 nucleotides long. It is a transcript of the gene PRRC2B, whose product is annotated as proline rich coiled-coil 2B. The record is from RefSeq and is a predicted model, not a curated record. Bases 369 to 6998 code for a protein of 2209 amino acids. Gene Ontology annotation, biological process: cell differentiation. The transcript is spliced from 32 exons. NCBI's taxonomy places the organism in Eukaryota, Metazoa, Chordata, Mammalia, Lagomorpha, Ochotonidae.
GGCGGGCGGCGGGCGACGGCGGCGGCGGCGGGAGGAGGCGGCCGAGGAGGCGGGGGCGGCGGCAGGCGGGGGGCGGGGAGCCGAGCGCGAGAGGGAGGCGAGCGGCGAGAUCCAGGCUCCGAGGCUCCUGCGAGCGAGCGAGCGAGAGAGCGAGCGACGAGCGCGCCUGGGUGGGAGCGAGCGAGCGAGCGAGCGAGCGACAAGCCGCGCCGCCGCCGCCGCCGCGCAAUCCGCCGCCAUCCCGCCGCCCCCGCGCCCCUCCGCCGCCCGACCGCCAUCGCCCGGCCCCGUCGCGCCCGUGGAACCAGACCAGGCAGAUCAGGAGCGGUGCCAAGAAAAAUUUCCUUACUAGAUGACAUUUCAUCGCAAUGUCCGAUCGUUUGGGGCAACUAACCAAGGGCAAGGAUGGGAAAAGCAAGUACUCGACUCUCAGCCUGUUUGAUAAGUAUAGAGGAAAACCAGUAGACGCGGCCAGAUCCUCAGUUAUUCCUAGACAUGGCUUACAGAGUCUUGGGAAAGUUGCCACGGCCCGGCGCAUGCCACCACCUGCAAACCUGCCAAGCUUGAAGUCGGAAAACAAAGGAAACGACCCCACCAUCGUGAUAGUACCCAAGGACGGAACGGGAUGGGCAAACAAGCAGGACCAGCAAGACCCAAAGAGUUCCAGUGCGACAGUCUCUCAGCCGCCGGAGUUGCAGCAGCAGCCGGGUUUGCAGAAAUCUGUCUCCAGUUUGCAGAAACCGACUCAGUCCAUCAGUCCGGAGAACACAAAUUCAGUGCCAGGUGGACCAAAGUCAUGGGCACAGCUGAAUGGAAAGCCAGCAGGACCCGAAGGUGGUUUAAGGGGCUCAAGCCGACUACUAUCCUUCUCUCCCGAGGAAUUUCCGACGCUGAAAGCAGCUGGAGGGCAGGACAAGGCUGGCAAAGAAAAGGGCGUCUUAGAUCUGUCGUAUGGGCCCGGACCAAGCCUCCGCCCUCAGAAUGUGACAAGCUGGAGGGAGGGCGGUGGGCGAAACAUAAUUUCUGCCACGUCUCUGGGCGCCUCCCCAACUGAGCUGGGCAGCAGGAACUCGAGUGCGGGAGACGGAGCCCCCUCCUCAACAGGUGCCAGCGAUUCUAAGGACCCCUCUCUCCGCCCGGCUCAGCCAGUCCGCAAAGGGGCCUCACAGUUCAUGGGAAGUGUAUACCACCCACCUACCUACCAUGACAUGCUUCCUGCCUUUAUGUGUUCGCCACAGUCAUCCGAGAACCAGGGCACAGUGGAACGCAGCUCUCUCCCCCUUCCUCAGCUCCGCCUGGAACCCCGUGUUCCUUUUAGACAGUUCCAGAUGAAUGAACAGGAUGGAAAAGAAAACCGACUGGGGAUGGCUCGCCCAGUCCGUCCGCUGAGGCAGCUGGUGGAACGGGCGCCUCGGCCCACCAUCAUCAACGCCGAGAACCUCAAGGGCCUCGAUGACUUGGACACCGAUGCGGAUGAUGGCUGGGCAGGCCUCCAUGAAGAAGUGGACUAUUCUGAGAAACUGAAGUUCAGUGAUGAUGAAGAGGAAGAAGAAGCCGUGAAGGACGGCAGGCCCAAAUGGAAUGCCUGGGACCCCAGGAGGCAGCGGCAGUUAUCCAUGAGCUCUGUGGACGGUGCUGAUGCCAGGCGUGCCCCAGAGGAAGGGAAGGACUGGGGCGAAGCAGCAGUCACGUCCUGCAGUGUCCCACAACCACCUUCCAGAAAGCUUCACAGCUGGGCACCAGGCCCUGAAUACCAGAAGUCCCCCACGGGCAGUGUGUUCCGGCAGCAGUCUGUGGAGGAGAAGGAGGACAGGCCACCCCCACGGCAGAAGUUCAUCCAGUCAGAGAUGUCGGAGGCCGUGGAGCGGGCCCGCAAGCGCCGAGAGGAGGAGGAGCGCCGGGCUCGGGAGGAGAGGCUGGCCGCCUGUGCUGCUAAACUCAAACAGCUCGACCAGAAGUGUAAGCAGGCCCAGAAGGCCAGCGAGGCCCAGAAGGUCGUGAAGAAGGAAGUCCCCCGAUCUCCAGGCUCUGAGAAGGUGUCCCCGCAGGAGAAUGGCCCUGCUCUCCGCAAAGCAUCUCCGGAGUUCCCCGUGCAGGAAGCUCCCGCCACAUUCUCAGAAGAGGCUCCCACAGCUUCCCCAGCCAUGGCCCCAGGCAGCGGCAGCAGCAGCAGUGAGGAAGAGGCCCAGGAGGCCAGCUCCCCUGCCCAGGAGUUCAGCAAAUACCAGAAGACCCUUCCCCCCCGAUUCCAGCGCCAGCAGCAGCAGACACAGCAGGAGCAGCUGUACAAGAUGCAGCACUGGCAGCCCAUGUACCCUCCGCCCUCCCACCCACAGCGCACCUUCUACCCACACCACCCCCAGAUGCUGGGCUUCGACCCACGCUGGAUGAUGAUGCCUUCCUACAUGGACCCCCGCAUCACACCCACACGGACCGUGGAUUUCUACCCCUCGACCUUACACCCUUCAGGACUCAUGAAGCCACUGAUGCCCCAGGACUCCCUCAGUGGAACUGGCUGUCGCUCUGAGGAGCAGAGCUGCAUACCCCAACUCCAAGAACGAAAAGUGACUCCCCUGGAUCCGACGCCUGUGUGGAGCCCUGACGGCUACAUGGCGUUGCAGAGCAAGGGCUACUCGCUUCCCCCUCCGAAGCCCAGUGACCCUCUGACUGUGGACGUACAUGGCAGGAAUGAAAGCUCUUACUCUGCCUCACCUGGAAGGUCAGGGGGCGUAAGUGCCCAACGCGAUCUCUUUGAGGAGAGAGGGGAGGAAUACUUGAGUGCUUUUGACAAGAAGGCCCAAGCCGACUUUGACAGCUGUGUCUCUUCUCAGAGGCUAGGCCAGGAGCUUUUAUUUCCAUCCCAACAGAAUGUGCAGGAAGUGGGUCCCCGUGGCGGUCACACUCCUAGCCUCCGGCGCUCCCCACUGGAGCCCGACUUGGUCCCCGCUGGCAGCUGGGAUGUCAGCCAGCAGCCCAAGGCCGCCGCCACAGCCGCCGGGGCCGAGCAGCCGGCUCUCCCGCGGGAGUCCUUCAGCGUCUCCUCCUGGGAGAAGGAAGGGAGCCCUAGCAAGCAGCCGCCCUCGGAGCCCGAGUGGACCCCUGAGCCGCGGAGCGCCAGCAGCCAGCAGCAAGAGCAGACAGGCAGGACCCGGAGGUCAGGGCCUAUCAAGAAACCUGUGCUGAAAGCCCUCAAGGUGGAAGACAAGGGGAAGGAGCUGGAGAAGAUGAAGCAGGAGCUCGGAGAGGACGGCGCCCGACUGACCAAGGACAAGGAGCCUGCUGCCCAGGUCCGAGGGGACGAAGAGGAGGAGAACGCCCCCUCCCUGGCCUGCUCCUCCCCCGCAGAGGCCAGGGGCUCUCCCCAGGCGGGUUGUGGCCACGAGGCUAAUAAGUUGGAAGAGGACGAGAAGCCUGACAAGGCCUGGGAGGCCAGACCCUCGCGUGAGUCCAGCGAUGUGCCCCCGACAAAGCGGAACAACUGGAUCUUUAUAGAUGAGGAGCAAGCCUUUGGGGGCAGAGGGCAGGCCCGGAGCCGGGGCCGCGGCUUCAGAGAAUUCACCUUUCGUGGCCGGCCCACCGGCGCAAGUGGAGGCAGUGUCUGUGGCGGGGGGGUCAUUGGGGCGCGUGGCAUCUACAGCAGCACCCCACGCGGGGGCCGGGGCCGGGGCCUGAGGGAUUUCCCUCAGCCAGAGGAGUGCCCACGCACCAAGCCCCGGCGCAGGAUCGCCAGCGAGACCCACAGCGAGGGCUCAGAGUACGACGAGCUGCCCAAGCGGCGCCGGCAGAGAGGCACCGAGGCUGGGCACGAGGGCUCGCUGCUGGAGCGGGAGGAGAGCGCCCUGAAGAAAGACUCGUGGCGCUCCCACAAGACCUACUGCGAUGACCAGAGCGUGCUGGACGCUAAGAGCCGGGGCCCUCGGGCCUUCGGGCGCGCCCUCCCGCCCCGGCUCAGCAACUGCAGUUAUGGGCGGAGGACCGUCCUCUCCAAAGAGACUGCCCACUGGCAGAGCCGAAGCGCCAGCAGCUCGUGGCAGGAGUACAGCCCUGAUGCAGGUGCUGCCCGUCGCGCCUCAGACAGAGACCAUGUCGCAGACUCCUACAAGCACAGCGACGUGUUUGGCAGCAGAGCCUUGGAGGACAGCCGUAUGGAGGACAAGAGGUCCUUCUUCCAAGACGACCACACAGCUGAUCUGGAAAAUUCUGAAAACCGACCCUUUAGGAGGAGGCGCCCCCCACGCCAGGACAAGCCUCCCCGUUUCCGGCGACUCCGGCAGGAGCGAGAAUCCUUGGGCUUGUGGGGCCCUGAAGAGGAGCCGCAUCUGCUGGCGGGUCAGUGGCCAGGCAGAUCCAAACUCUGUCCUGGGGACCAGAGCGGGGCCGGGGGCCGCAGGUCUCCUGAGCUCUCGUACCAGAACUCCUCUGAUCAUGGCAAUGAGGAGUGGGAGACAGCCUCUGAGAGCAGCGACUUCAGCGAGCGCCGGGAGCGGCGCGAGGGCCGUGGGGCUACAGCUGCCCCACUGGGGGAUGGAGGCCUGUGUGGGGCCAGCCUGGGGGAGAAGAAGGAGAUGGCCAAGCGCAGUUUCUCCAGCCAGAGGCCCCUGGGGGACAGACAGAGCCGCAAGCUGGAGCCGGGAGGGUUUGGGGAGAAGCCUGCUAGGCCGAGUGGUGGUGAAACAUCCCCCCGUUACGAGAGCCAGCAGAGCGGGACGCCUGUGAAAGCCAACAGGUCCCCAGAUGAGGCCUUGCCUGGAGGCCUUAGUGGCUGCAACAGUGGGAACAGCCAUUCGCCCUAUGCCCUGGAACGGGCCACACAUGCCAACUGUGAUAGUCCUGAAGCCGCCGGUAAGAAGGCGGACAAGGAGACUACGCUGGCUGCCCAGAGGGCCAGCGAGCAGGGGGAGGCCCGGAAGCAGUUUGACCUGAGCUACGGAAAUGCCAUCAUUGACAACUGUGGGUCCAGCCCCGGGGAGGAAAGUGAGGUGGGCUCUGUGGUGGGUGAAGGCUUCAUCGAGGUCCUGACCAAGAAGCAGCGCCGCUUGUUGGAGGAAGAGAGAAGGAAAAAGGAGCAAGCCGUUCAGGUGCCUGUCAAAGGUCGUGGUCUUUCCUCCCGCAUUCCUCCCCGAUUUGCUAAAAAGCAAAGCAGCUUGUGCCUGGAGCAGGGUGACGUGGCCAUGCCUGGCAGCAGCCUUGGCACCGAGAUCUGGGAGAGCAGCGGCCAAGCGCUCCCUGUGCAGGCUGCAGCCAGCGACUCCUGGAGGAAAGCUGUCACCGCCUUCAGUAACAGUGAGCCCAGCUCUGGCGAGCAGGGUUUGAAGAGCAGCCAGGGUGAUAGUGGCGUGGACUUGAGUGCCGAGUCUCGAGAGUCGUCUGCGACCUCUUCCCAGCGCAGCUCCCCAUACGGGACUCUGAAACCCGAGGAGAUGAAUGGGGCAAGCCCGGCAGAACCCAAGGCCGACAGCCACAAGGAGCAGGCUCAGAAGCCAUCUGAGCCAAAGGACUCCGAACAAGGCCCAGGACAGAGCAAGGAGCACAGACCAGGACCCAUUGGCAAUGAACGCUCUCUGAAAAACAGGAAGGGGUCAGAAGGGGCCGAGAGGCUGCAAGGGGCCAUCCCGCCUGUGAACGGGGUGGAGAUCCACGUGGACUCCGUGCUGCCUGUGCCGCCCAUUGAAUUUGGAGUGAAUCCAAAAGACUCCGAUUUCAGCUUGCCACCUGGUUCUGCCUCUGGUCCUGCAGGAAACCCAGUUGUUAAACUUCAGGAUGCCUUGGCCAGCAACGCAGGGUUAGCACAGGGUAUUCCUGUCCUGCGGCGGGAUCACCACAUUCAGAGGGCCAUUGGCCUCUCCCCAGUGUCGUUCCCCUCUGCCGACCUCACUCUGAAGAUGGAGUCUGCACGCAAGGCUUGGGAAAACUCGCCCAGUUUGCCAGAGCAGAGCUCUCCAGGAGGUGCUGGUUCAAGCAUCCAGCCCCCGUCCUCGGUGGGCGCCUCCAGUGGGGCCAGCUACAGCUCCUUUGCUGGAGUGUCCAUGCCUCCCAUGCCAGUGGCCUCUGUUGCACCUUCUUCUAUACCAGGCAGCCACCUCCCGCCACUGUACCUGGAUGGGCAUGUGUUUGCCAGUCAGCCCCGUCUGGUCCCUCCAACAAUGCCACAGCAGCAGAGCUACCAACAGGCCGCUGCCCAGCAGAUCCCCCUCUCCUUGCACACGUCCCUGCAGGCUCAGGCUCCGCUGGGCCUCAGGGGCGGGCUUCCUGUCUCCCAGUCUCAGGAGAUCUUCAGCUCCUUACAGCCCUUCAGGUCUCAGGUGUACAUGCACCCCAGCCUGUCACCGCCCAGCACCAUGAUCCUCUCCGGAGGCACAGCCCUGAAGCCUCCAUAUUCGGCCUUCCCUGGCAUGCAGCCCUUGGAGAUGGUGAAGCCGCAGUCUGGCUCGCCCUAUCAGCCCAUGAGUGGGAACCAAGCCCUAGUCUACGAGGGCCAGCUCAGCCAGGCUGCUGGCUUGGGCGCCUCCCAGCUGUUGGACUCCCCGCUCCCACAGCUGACCAUGCCGCUGCCACGGUACGGCUCUGGGCAGCAGCCUCUCAUCCUGCCACAGCCCAUCCAGCUGCCGCCUGGACAGAGCCUUUCUGCUGGGGCUCCCCGGAGAGUUCCUCCCCCCGGCUCCCAGCCACCGGUCCUGAACACCAGCAGAGAGUCCUCUCAGAUGGAGCUGAAAGGCUUCCACUUUGCCGACAGUAAACAGAAUGUUCCUACAGGAAGCUCUGUACCAUCACCACAGGCCUACAGGCCUAGCUCUGCUAGCCCCAGUGGGAAGCCCUGUGGAUCAGCAGUUAACAUGGGCUCUGUGCAGGGACACUACGUGCAACAGGCAAAGCGAGUGGAUGAGAAGCCCAGCCUGGGAGCCGUGACGCUGCCGGAGGCCCCCUCGGCUGCCUCCCACGUGAGGCGGACCGGAGCCAUCAAGCCUCGGGCCGUCAAGGUGGAAGAAAGUAAGGCCUGAAGGUGCCCGCUGCUGCUCGCCACCCAGAGGACUGUGCCACCCCAGCCUCAACAGCCUGCGCCCCCUGCGGGCUGAGAGCGCCUCCUCACCUCCGCUCCAGAAAGCUCCUUGUCGGCCAGCUUCGUGCCCGUGGAUACAUGCCACUGACCUGCUUGCUCUGACACAAGAAAAAGCAAAUGACUCCCUCCUUCCCCUGUCCUCCUUCCCGUGUGACACUGGAGUGCCACCCUUCCACCUCCCCUCUGUCCUGCUCCGCGCAGCCAGCCGCGGUGCCCAGCAGUGCCCACAGCCCUGCCUCCUGUCUCCAUGCACAUGGAUUGGACAACAGGGCAUUGUAGCUGGAUGCUCUCACAGAGAAAGGCAGCGAACACAAUGCCAGUUCUGUCUGUACAGCUGAACUUUGAUAUGUUCCUCGCCGUUCUCUCUUCCCUGUUUCCAGCAGUGUCCUUUGCUUUCUGUCCUGUUGAAUUUGAAGCGUCACUGUGCCACUUUAAGAGGCGGCUCUUGGGGACACAGCCCUGACUCUCUGUUGGUUGACCAUGGAGGCUGUGUAGGGCGGGCUGGGAGCACCCUGGUGGGAGGCAGUGAGGUUGGUGUCUGUCGGGUUCCAGUCCCUGACCUGAAACUGAUGAUGUUUGAGCAUAGUGGGCACUGGCAGUGGGAUAGAGUCCCUGUUGGGUCCCACAGUGGUCUGCAGGGGCGCUGUGCUUGGCCCACGGCGAGUGACGGGCACAUGGGAACAGCCAUCAGGUCACACCUGCAGGACAGGCAUCUGGUCUUCCUCCCAGCAGCAGCAGGCCAGGCACCCUGGGCGACCUCGGAGGAGGGACAGUGCCAUGGGUCUGCAGAGCCACUUUCACCAAAGGUGUGUGUGAGCUGCUGGGCCCUGUGCCCCUGGUGGUGUGUGCAUUUGGCAGGAGUCAUCCAAGGGCGAUGAAGGGGAGGGGACUCUCCAGCCGUCCAGCUCCCUGUGGGAGUUGCCACGUUGACCACCAGUGGAUCUGCAGGAGACGUGGUUCAGUGAGCAAACUGCACGGCGACCUCUGGGGCUCAGGCUCUGGCUCCUGAAGUCACAUGGAGCCUGGAAGAAGUGUCUUAGGAACUGCUCACCGUGGCCACCUGGGCAGACUGGGGCAGCUGUCCAUGUUACCGCCUCACCUGUAGCUUGCAGCAGCUCCCGCUCCGGCCUUCACCUCAGACUUCCCUCGAUUGUACCUCCCCCUCCCUCCCCACUCAAGGACCCGGGUCCCCUCUUCUGCUGUCCUUCCUCGUCCCUGUGGUGAGCCUCUGUCCUUCACCUCAUUACCUAGCCAUCCCUGGAUGAGCCCGGGUCAGCGGAGUGGCCAGCCUUCACCUCUGCCCAUGCUCCUCAGAGCACAGCCCGGCUUACUCAGACCUGUGCCGGCGCACGUGGUUAAUCAAAGGAAAAACUGUCUUCUUGUUCUGGAACUCCAAAGAACAGUCCUGGAUGCUGUUACAAGUUGUUUCUUUCAGGUGGACCAGCCUUUUGAAUGGCAGCACUUCCUGUUGAAGAAAAAAAUAAAACCCUGAGGUCACCUGUUGUCCAGCUCCAGCCCUCUUCCCACCCUGUGCUCCCCCUCCUCCCUGAUACCCCAAAUAAAAACAAAACACUAGAAUUUA